AUGAUAUCUAAAAGAAUUAUUGAUAUUAAUAAACAAGAUACAAUCGAAUCCAAUAUUUAUAUUCAAUUUAUUAAAAAUUAUUUACAAGAAUUAGAAGAAAAAAUGAAACAAUGUCAAAUUCAAUUUGCUACUUUGAAAAAUUGUCUACCAAGUCAUAUUGAUACAUUGAUGGAUAAAAUCAACCAUUUUGUUCAAAAAGAAGGUGUCAUUCCUAUGCAACUUCAUUUUCAAGCAAGAAUAGCUGUAGAUAAAUAUAUUUCUAUUGAUCAGUUAUGUCAAUUAGACUAUUUUCAACACAAACCAAUUGAUUUACAAUUACAAAUUGCCAAAACGAUAUGUUCUUUAACAUUUGAUAAAGAAAAAAGUGAACAAGAAUUAAUUUUAUUAAAAUUUGGACUUCUCUUCAAAAAAUUUCCAAAAUCAUUAGAAAUAUUAGAAGUUUCUCUAUCAACAUCGAUAACAACAAUUUCUGAUUCAGCUAUACGUGAACGUUUAUCAAAUGAAUAUCAAAGAAUAAUUCAACGAACAAAAGCCGAUUUAACUGAUGUUUUAAGAUUUGCAAUAGAUGCGAAAAGAAAUAAUUGUAAGAAGAAAUUUGAACAAGAAACAGUUGAGAUACGGAAAAAUCAACGACAACUUCCUACUCAUGAACGAUUAUCACCUGUAAUGGUAACAUUAAUUGAACAACGUCAAAAGAGUAUUAUUGAAUGUCUGAAAUAUAUUUAUGAAUUGAAAGACAAUUUUCUUGUUCAAGCUCUAUCAACAACCAUCAUAAACAGUAUAAAAUAA
Adineta steineri is the source of this 789-nucleotide messenger RNA. The record is from the annotation of a GenBank genome assembly. Lineage: Eukaryota; Metazoa; Rotifera; Eurotatoria; Adinetida; Adinetidae.